Molecule: messenger RNA, 3035 nt
Organism: Musa acuminata subsp. malaccensis (wild Malaysian banana)
Lineage: Eukaryota; Viridiplantae; Streptophyta; Magnoliopsida; Zingiberales; Musaceae
Product: putative leucine-rich repeat receptor-like serine/threonine-protein kinase At2g24130
Biological process (GO): protein phosphorylation
Molecular function (GO): ATP binding; protein kinase activity; protein binding
Source: RefSeq, a predicted model, not a curated record
AUGCAUCCAUGCUUGGCUUAGAAACUACAACUCUCGGCAUCAACAGUAUUCAUCUCUCCUAUGGGUUAUCCUACCUCUUUCAUGGUCCAUGUCCUCUUCAUCCUUUUCUCUCUUCUUCCCCACCCAACAUUGCAUCUCCGCACUUCAAACAUCACUGAUGCAAUGGCUCUCUUGGCAUUCAGAGAAGGCAUACGAGACCCAGACAAUGUGCUGAGCAACUGGAAUGAAUCGACUGAUGUCUGUGAUUGGAUUGGCAUCACUUGCAACGACACAAGCGGAAGAGUAAAGCAACUGGUUCUACCUCAACGAUCUCUGCAUGGAACAAUCUCACCAUUUCUAUCCAACCUUUCUCAGCUUCAAGUCCUCGAUCUAUCAUAUAACUUCCUUCGAGGGUCCAUUCCUGGUGAGAUAGGAGCAUUAUCUGAUCUGGGUGUAAUUAGCCUCAGAAACAAUGAGUUACAGCAUACAUUACCUGAUAACCUCGGCAUGCUUGCAAAUCUUUGGUAUUUGGACCUUCCUUCCAAUAAACUCGAAGGGAAGCUUCCUCCCUCCAUCUUCCACAACUGCACCAAUUUGAAGUAUGUAGACCUCUCCAACAAUUCUUUCGAGGGUUCGAUUCCUCUGCAGAUAGGAACCUCUCUCAAUCACCUGAGAAGCCUAUUCCUUGCUCGGAAUAGCUUGAGAGGAAGCAUUCCAGCUUCUCUCUCCAAUGCCACAAAUCUUACCGGAAUUGCUUUGCAUAUGAACUCUCUAAGUGGUGGACUGCCAUCUGAGAUUGUAGUGCACAUGCCGGCCUUGAAGUCACUGUCUCUUUCUUACAACAAGCUUUCGAGUGAUGAGGAAGGUGAAGAACUCAACCACUUCUUUAGGGCCAUUUCGAACUUGACUCAACUGGAAGAGCUUGAGAUUGCGGGAAAUGAUCUGAGGGGCACACUUCCCUCCAUGGCUGGCCUUCUUCAUGUUAAUCUCUCGAUCAUCUUUCUGCAGGAUAACAGAAUCCGUGGAGCGAUACCUUCGGAUGUCUCCGACCUUCGGAACCUAACAUCACUGGACUUGUCCCGGAAUCUCCUGGAAGGAACCAUCCCAUUGCAGCUAUUUCUUCUUCCCAAGAUAGAGAGGAUAUGGAUCAGUGACAAUCUUCUACAUGGAGAACUUCCUUCUCUUCCUGAUAUCUCAACCAAACUUGGAAGUCUGGAUCUCUCACGGAAUAAGCUUUCGGGUAGAAUUCCAUCAUCUGUAUCGAAGCUGCGUAGCAUGAGGUAUUUGCUGCUGGGUGGAAACUUACUUGCGGGAUCAAUACCUUCAAGCCUUGGAAGCAUGAAGCUGGAGAAGUUGAACCUGUCACACAACCAGCUAACCGGAGCAAUACCAGCUGAAGUAGCAAGCUUGAGCACCAUGGCGUUCUUCUUCGACCUAUCACAUAAUUCACUGCAAGGAAUGCUUCCUAAGGAGUUGAGCAAAAUGGAAAUGGUUCAGGAGAUUGAUCUUUCCUCGAAUAAUCUCAGUGGUUCGAUUCCUCCUGAAGUAGGAGUGCUUUGUAGGAAUGUUCAUCUGUUGAAUCUGUCUCACAACUCUCUUCAAGGGCCAAUCCCUGAGACCUUCGGCAAUCUUCGCAACCUCGAGUCCCUCGAUCUUUCUUCCAAUUCCCUUUCUGGUGGAGUUCCUGAGUCACUUCGGAACUGCAUCAACCUCAAGCGGCUCAACCUGUCAUACAACCGGUUGAGUGGUGCUCUACCUUGUGGCGGUGUAUUCGAUAACUUAACUCAAGAAUCACUGGAAGGGAACGAACCUUGCGGGGUAGAACGACUCCGCAGCUCCCACUCAACACACACACUCAAGUUCCUAGUGUCGCUCGUAAGUAUCAUCUUCAUGGUGCUCUUCUUUCUUACGAUUACCUGCGUCGCAGCAGCCAAGGCACGCAGAGGCACAGCGUUUCUGAGAAAUGGAGUGGAUGGGAGUUGGCAUUCUGCAAACUUGUCGAGUCGUCAUCGAAGAGUAACCUACAGAGAGCUUUGGGAAGCCACAGGAGGAUUCGACCAAAGCAGGUUGAUAGGGUCAGGUGGCUUCGGGCAUGUUUACAAAGCAAUGCUGAGGGACGGCAGCUCCCUCGCCGUUAAGGUUCUGCAGCUGCAGGAUCACAACUCUGCAAGAACAUUCAACAGAGAAUGUGAGGUCCUCAAGACAAUUCGCCACAGGAACCUGAUGGGGAUCACAACAGCUUGCAGCCUUCCGGAAUUCAAAGCUCUGGUGUUCCCUUUCAUGAGCGAAGGCAGCCUAGAAGAUCAUCUACACCCCAAGGGAGAUCGAAUGAGCCCGCGGCUGAGCUUAACUGAAAGAGUGAGCAUCUGCAGCGACGUAGCCGAAGGGAUGGCGUACUUGCACCACCAUGCGCCGGUGCAGGUGAUCCAUUGUGACCUGAAGCCGAGCAACAUUCUCCUCGCCGACGACAUGACCGCCAUGGUUUCAGAUUUCGGUAUCGCGAUGCUGGUCAGCCCAGGUGGAGAAGGGAAUGCAUCAUCUGACCGCAUGACAAACUCCACAACGAAUCUGCUGCGUGGAUCAGUUGGAUAUGUUGCUCCAGAGUAUGGACAUGGUAGACCUGCAUCAACAAAAGGGGACGUCUACAGCUUUGGCAUCGUUGUGCUGGAGAUGGUUACCGGAAAGAGACCAACAGAGGACAUGUUCGAUGAGGAUCUGAGCUUGAUCAACUGGGUGAAAAGGCACUAUGCCAGUCGCUUGGUGAACAUUGUGGACUCCUCUUUGGUGAAGAAUAUAAGGGAACAAAGCCAUGAAGUCAAGAGAGUAUGGGAAGUUGCAAUCAUGGAAAUGAUCGAGUUGGGUCUUCUUUGCACACAGGAGGCUCCUGCAAGCAGACCAACCAUGAUCAGUGUUGCUGAUGACCUGAACAAGCUAAAAGAUUACCUUGGUGGUGAUACAACUGCAACUUUGGCAUCAUCACAAGGGAUGACAUCUUCGAUUGCUGAUAUCGGAGAUGAUUGGUAGCUUGUUCUUUUGGAUGUUUGAGUCAUCAAAUA